Molecule: messenger RNA, 1357 nt
Organism: Paramuricea clavata
Lineage: Eukaryota; Metazoa; Cnidaria; Anthozoa; Malacalcyonacea; Plexauridae
Source: the annotation of a GenBank genome assembly
AUGGAACAUUUGGAGCCACGGACAAAUCAUCGAAUUCACAGCUAUACUUUACAAAGUAUGCGACAAGACCAAGGUGAGUCAAUCGAUAAUUUUAUUGCCAAGAUUAAAAAUAUCGCAGCCAAAUGCAAGUUUAAUGGCAAUGAAGAAAUCGAGGACAGAUUAUUAGAUCAACUAAUUUGGGGUACAAAUGAUCCUGAAGUUCAGAAAUCCUUAAUUGGACGCGAUGAAAAACUAACAUUAAAUACUGCCAUAGAUAUUGCUAGAAGUUAUGAAGCAACGAAGCGUCAAAUGAAUUCAUUAUCAAAUCAAAAUAAGGGAAAUUCCCAGCGAAUUGAUAACAUUACACGCAAGAAAUUGAACGCUGAUAAUAAAAAUCAUAAUAAUAUUAUACGGUGUAGAAAUUGUGGCAAAACUCGCAAACUGCCACAUAAAGGGAAUUGUCCAGCCCAUGGUACCACAUGUAGGAAUUGUGGCAAAUUAAAUCACUGGCACUAUUGGUAUGCAAAUCACCUAAGAGCCAAUAUAGAUCAAAGUCGCCAUACCGAAAAAACAAAAAAUCCAUUAAUAGUCUUGAGAAACAAAAUGAGAAUGACCCGUAUGUAGAUAUCCCAACAAUUGGCACUAUUGAAAUAAAUAGUGUGAAAAUCAUAAUAAUACUACUAGUGAAGAAAUAUUUACUACCCUACGUGUUAACCGUAAGAAUAAUGGAGAUAUAAAUUUAAAAUGCAAAGUAGAUACGGGUGCUCAGAGCAAUGUAUUGCCCAUUCAUUUGUUUCGUGUUCUAUAUCCUGAAUUAAUUAAUGCAGAAGGAAUGCCCAGGGACGGUGCUCUGCAAAGAAGUGAUGUUAUUUUAACUGCAUAUGGGGGAUCUGAGAUUACCCAAUUUGGAAAAAUACUGAUACCAUGUCAACAUAAAAGGGGGAAAUUUAACUGUAUUUUUUACGUAACUGAUGCAGUAGGACCAGCUAUAUUUGGAAUAAAAGCGUGUAGAUCCCUUGAACUGGUUUCACUUCAUUGUGCACUGGAAACAAAACGUGUGCAAGGAAAGAACGUCUCUCGAGAUGUUGCCCAGGGGUCUAGCAAAGAGGAAGUAAAGCCCAGUAAGACUGUUAGAUUUGCAGAUCAAGCAAAGAUAAUAAAUCAGCAACAAAAUCGGUCCAGAAAUUAUAUUAAACCUUCUGUGCCAAUAACAAGCCGUCCUCGUAUAAAGGACAAAGAGCAUCUGAUUGAGAUGUACCGGUACCCAGAAUGUUUUGACGGGUCAGUUGGAUGUUUUGAAGAUUACACUUACCAUAUUACCAUAGAUCCUAAAGUUAAACCAGUUGUUCAUGCACGUCGCAGAGUACCAUUAGAACUG